Messenger RNA from Onychostoma macrolepis, 5754 nucleotides. Its product is annotated as gastrula zinc finger protein XlCGF8.2DB-like. Lineage: Eukaryota; Metazoa; Chordata; Actinopteri; Cypriniformes; Cyprinidae. The record is from RefSeq and is a predicted model, not a curated record. The transcript has 2 exons. Bases 839 to 1999 code for a protein of 386 amino acids. Gene Ontology annotation, biological process: regulation of transcription by RNA polymerase II. Gene Ontology annotation, molecular function: RNA polymerase II cis-regulatory region sequence-specific DNA binding; DNA-binding transcription factor activity, RNA polymerase II-specific.
AACAUGUAUGUACACAAUAAGACACAAUUUGUCCAUGCUUAGCAUGCGAAUCCAACUCUUUAACAGUGUAAACAACUCUGAAUGCAUGAAACAGCAUUGUACCCCCCCUUUAACGUUAUUUUUAUGAGUAAAGCGCAUCCACACGAGUAACAGAAAAGGUGUGUCUCAUUUUGCUCCCUGUAUAUCAUGAAUCAGCACAUCGUUCAAAUACUGGAAAGAAGUGAUGAGAGAGAAACAGAGUAAAAAAAAAAGAAAAAGAAAUGCUGAAUCAACUGAAUCAAAUCAUUCGUAAAAUGAUUCAGUGAUUCGAAGCGCUCGAAUCAGCUCAUGCUGACGACAAACGAGAACAAACACAAUUGUGUGUAAUUACAACUUACAAACCAACUGCAAAUGGUUUCAUGAAAGUGGAAUCUAUUAGAUAUUAUGUACAAAUAAUUGAAUACCAAAUAUAAAUAAUAAACACAUAAAUAUGAACUUUCUGUAUAAUAUAUUUUAAUGGGGUGAUUUAAGGCCAUUAACUAUCACUCUGAAUCAAUUACCAGUAGGGUUGCCAACUUCUAAAAAGGCAAAUAAGGGAUGCUUAAAAUAUUUGUUCUGUACCACAUAUCGUUUUUGUGUUUUAGUUAGUUAUAUAAAAGGUGUACAAACUGCGUUCCGGAUAGCUUUCAUACGGAAUGCUUCUCUGAAUGCAAGACGCUGACUACUGAACUAGGGAGUUUGAGACACACCCAGAGAUUUAGUUUGCAUUCAUUUUUCUUUAUUAACUAUUCUCAUCUUAAAUGCACAGGAAAAACUCCUGCUGAAGCAGCUGAGAUCCACGUGACACACUAUUAUAAAGAUGGCGUUUAUUAAAGAGGAGAGUGAAGACAUGAGGAUUGAAGAAGUAUUCAGAAUCAAGCAGGAAGAUACUGAGGAACUAACAAAGAUGGCAUUUAUUAAAGAGAGUGAAGACGUGAAGAUUGAAGAAACAUUCAGAGUCAAACAUAAAGAUACUGAGGAACAAACAGACCUGAUGUUGCUGAAAGAGGAAAAUGCAGAACUGAAUGAAAUGGAGGAGAAAGCUCAAUAUAAGAAUCAACACGAUUUUAUAACUGGAGAAAAAUCUUUUACUUGCUCACAGACUGAAAAGACUUCCUCGAGUAGAAAGGCUCAAAAGACAGGAAGUAAUAAUUUCACCUGCCAACAGUGUGGAAAAUGUUUUAGUCAAAAACAAGGCAUUAAAAGACACAUGAGAAUUCACACAGGAGAGAAACCUUAUGCCUGCCAACAGUGUGAAAAGCUUUUUAGUCGAGAAAUAACUCUUAAAAGACAUGUUAGAAUUCAUAAUGGAGAGAAGCCAUACACAUGCCAACAGUGUGGAAGGAGUUUCACUCAACUUGGAAACCUUGGAGUCCACAUGAGUGUUCACACUGGAGAUAAGCCUUACAAAUGCCAACAGUGUGGUAGAAGUUUUAACAGGAAAGGAAACCUUAAUUCCCACAUGACAGUUCACACUGGAGAGAGCCUUUUCACCUGCAAACAAUGUGGAAUAAGUUUCACUCAAAAAGGAAGCUUAAACAGACACAUGAGAAUUCACACUAGAGAGAAGCAUUUUACCUGCCAACAGUGUGGAAAGGCUUUUGAUCAACGUGAAAACCUUAAAGUCCAUAUGAAAAUUCAUGGAGAGAAACCCUACACAUGCCCUCAGUGUGGAAAGAGUUUCCAUCAAAAACGGCACUUUGAAGGACACAUGAGAAUUCAUACUGGAGAGCAACCCUACACAUGCCCUCAGUGCGGAAAGAGUUUCAGUUAUAAACAACACUUUGAAGACCACAUAAGGAUUCACACAGGAGAGAAACCUUUCACAUGCCAACAAUGUGGAAAAUGUUUCAACCGAAAAGGAACUCUUAGCAGGCACAUGAGAGUUCACACUGGAGAGAAGCCAUUUAUAUGCGGUCACUGUGGAAAGAGUUUCAGAUAUAAAGCAGCUCUUAAGUAUCACAUGAGUUUUCAUAUAUGAGAGAACUGUUUUUACACGAAUUAUGGAAAGUUUCCUCGACAGGAAACAUUUUAGGAAUCAUGUAAUAAGACUUGCAGAAACAAGGCAAUCUUGAAGUUCACAGAAACACCCCCAAAUAGUUCAAAAUAGCCGAGCAGCGGAUUUGGGCCUUCUUUACACCUGGGUUUAAAAUGUGUUUUUUCAAGGGUGGGGGUCAAUGGGUGGCUAAAUACAUGGGUUUUUUCAGGUCUUUUGAUCAGAUGGAUAAAAGACAUUCAUACAAUUUACAUAUAAACAUGAUAUGAGGCAAUGGAAAAAAAUAAGGAGAGCAGAAGCUUUCAUUUGUGCUCUGAUAGCUGCAAAACCACACCGAAUGCUGUGGAUGCAUGUUCAAACCAAACUUAAAACUUCAGCUGACAAAGUUUAUAUCCUUAAAAGAAAACUUUAGAAUGACCAUGGCACUCUUGUAGAUUAAAAAGUCUUUAUUAUCAGAUGUUCUUUAUUAACAUUUUAAGCUGUCUGCUGAUCCAUUUCCAAUUCAGUUCAGAGUGAUAGUUUAUUUAAAUUAUUACAUUUAAUUAAAUCAAAUAUUCAAGAUUAUCAUCAUUGUCAAGUCAAGUCAAAGUUUAUUUAUAAAGCAGUUUUUCAAAAACAGCAAGUGGUAAUCAAAGUGCUGUACACGCAUAAAAGGAUAGAAAAAAUAUCAAAGAUACAACCGAUAACAACUCAAGAGAAGACAAUAAGAGACGAUAAAACAAUAAAAGAAAGCAGCUCUCACAUAGCGUCAAAUGCCAGACUAUAAAAAUAUGUUUUUAGGCUGGAUUUAAAAACAGCAAGUGUUUGAGCCUGUCUAAUGUAAAGGGGCAAACUAUUCCAAAGCUUCGGGGCUGCCACUGCAAAUGCCCAGUCACCCCUGCUCUUCAACUUUACCUGAGGGACAACUAAAAGCAAAUGGUCAGCAGAAAGAUAUUUAGGUGCUAAACCAUUGAGGGAUUUAAAUACAAAAACCAAAAUCUUAAAAUGAAUCCUAAAAUGGACAGGUAACCAGUGAAGAGAGGCAAGAACAGGGGUGAUGUGUUCCCGCUUUCGUGUACCAGAUUAUUAUUAAUUAAUAAUCCAAAUAUCUCCUUACUAUUUCCCCCAGACACAUUCAUUUUAACUUUUGCUGGGGCUUUAGCCUAUUUAAUGUAUAUUUAUUCUCUGAACAUGACCUGCUCCAGAGUAGGUUAUGUUUCAGGGUUUGUUUACUUCAGUAACCUACUGAAAAGACUCCAGUGGGCGUGACAGAUUGCGCACAAUAUUAUAUAUUAUUACAAUAUAGUAAUGUAACAUACUAUAUAGAGAGACAGAGAGAGUUGUACGAUAUGUUAAUUAUAAAACACUAAUAUAAGUAAUAUAUAAGGUAAUAUAUUAUUCUAAUAUGGUUACUAUAUUUAUUUUAUUGGCAUAUAAAAUAGUUAUCUGUAUAAAUUAUAACACUCUAUUAUAACAAGGUAAUGUUUAUUCGUUAUAUUAUAUACAGUAUAUUUAUUUAAUUUUAUAUUAUCAUCUCACACAUCAUGGAUCGCAUUGUAACGUGGGGUUUUGGGUUUUGUUUCAUGUUCUUGUUUUCAUGUCUUUUUAUUUUGGAGUUUAUUCAUGUUAUUCCCUUGUCUGUGUGUUAUGUUAAUUCCCUAACCUGUGUGUUAUGCUGCCUUCACGUGCUAUCGGAAAUUUCCUAUUUCCCACUUAUGAAAUCGUGAUUACGAGCUUGUCGUAUUCAAGAGCUUUAAUGUCGGAAAGAAUAAAAUGUAGCAUCCCAUUGGUUGACAAUCAUAUAAACAUUCAACGCGCUAUACAUGCAGUUCGCUGACAAUUGACCAUAUGCACGAUUACUUCCUGGAUUUAGAUAAGCCAGCUCAGUCAUUUCCGGUCAACUGUACUGUGCCGAAAGGGGAACGUCCUUUGCUCGGUUUCUCUACAUAAUCCAUUAACAAUUUGGAGAACAUUUUUAUUUGUCUAAGAGGACCAAAUAUCCACGUAUACUGUUUCAGGAAUGACAAAAGCGAAUGUUAAAUUUACGCGAGUGAAUCCGUUAAAUCAUGCGGCGAGUCAUUGCUAUGAUUGACAGCGGCAACGGAAUGAAUCAUCUGACGAGCCGAUGUCAAAAUAGAGCUGUGCAUUAAGUGAUUCAGACUAAAUUCAGACUAACAAAACUACAGCAGCAAGUCUGUGUUGGAUAAAACUUUAAAAAUGUAGUUAUUAAAUUAAAUCUAAUCAUUUCAAAAUAUUGAAUGCAUUAUUGAACAUUAUACCAACUUAUUUUGUAUUUACGUAUUUAAAUAAUUCGGCAUGAUAGGCUGUCCUCUGGCCUUAUUUAUUUCUUUCUUUAAAUGACAAGUGACUUCCUGCACUUGCUAUACUUUAUACUUCAGUGCGAUAAAGUACUACAUUGUUGUAAUAUUUAUUUUAUAAUAAAUCAGAAGACGUGAAAAAACUAGGCAGGCAGCUGCAGCCAAUGAGUGAUCUUAUACUGCCAUCUCCUGGUUAUAACGGUAAUUUCAUUUUCUUCUUAAAAAGUCUUUAUUUUUCGCCAAGACACGUUAUUGGCACAUUUCUUCAUGUCGUCUUCAUGAAUGAAAAGUGAACCUUUAAUAAUGGGAAUUUUACCACACAGAGUUGAGAAAUAAUUAAAAUUUUAUAAGAUUUUAAAAAUGUGUUCAUGGCUAUGAAGGUAAGAUAUUGAUUAUCAAGAAUACCAUUAAGACGUUGUUGAAGAGAUUAGCCUAACUGCCUAAACAGUUACGAUAGUGUUUAUUUGUCAGCAUUUAAAUGUACAGUUACACAUCUGGGUACUUUCCUGGGAUUACAAGACUCUGCAUAUAAAAUUAUAUGUUCUUUAAUAACAUGAAACUGUAUGUUAAUGCCGCUGUCAUUAUUUACGGUGUUGCAAUUAUUUUUUUCUCAGAUUCUGAUAAGAAUGAGGCACGAGAGGUUUCUGUGAGAGUCUCUACCUAUAUAUAGCACAUAUAAAAUGAGCUUCACCGGAAGAUUAGGAGCUGGCUUAUCUUUAUCCGGAAGUUCUAAAAAGCGCUCCGUGCAUAUGGUCAAUUCUGGAAUUUCAGUCAAAUGCAUGCUUAUUUCACUGCUUAUAAAACAUACAAUAUGCUUCGCAUGAUCGUUCAUAUCUAGCCUAUAAAUACACUACUUUAGCGACAAGACAAAGGGAUGUAGUUGUUGUGAGAACAGCACUGACAGCAGCAAUGAUUGUCACCUCCACCAUGUUUAACAUUCUGGUACAACCGCUACAUACUUCGGACCAUUUCUUCAUUACAUUUACAUUACACUUUGCUUCUCCUGUGCCACCAACCCCCCUACCAGUUACUUUUAGACGAAACCUGCGCUCCCUUUCUCCUUCCCAUCUUUCCUCUGUGGUAUCCUCCUCUCUUCCUUCACCCACCCAUUUCUCAUCUCUGGAUGUAAACGCAGCUACUGAGACUUUAUGCUCUACCUUAACCUCUUGUCUAGACGACAUUUGUCCUCUCUCCUCUAGGCCCGCACGGGCUGCUCCUUCCAACCCCUGGUUAUCCGAGGUUCUUCGUGAACAUCGGACUACACUCAGAGCGGCAGAGAGAAAAUGGCGCAAAUCAAACGAUCUGUCGGACCUCAGUAGGUACCAGUCUAUGCUCACAUCCUUCUCUGCUAAAGUCCACACUGCCAAAUCCUCACAUUUCCGCAACAAGAUCGACAGCGCUCCAGACAUGCGUAAUCUCUUCAGAACAUUUAAUUCCUCCUCU